This is a messenger RNA of Periophthalmus magnuspinnatus, 1417 nucleotides long. It is a transcript of the gene zmat3, whose product is annotated as zinc finger, matrin-type 3. The record is from RefSeq and is a predicted model, not a curated record. Bases 20 to 1417 code for a protein of 465 amino acids. The transcript has 7 exons. Gene Ontology annotation, molecular function: zinc ion binding; nucleic acid binding. Lineage: Eukaryota; Metazoa; Chordata; Actinopteri; Gobiiformes; Gobiidae.
AGUCGGGGAGGAGAGUGCAAUGAUGGCGCUGCAGCUAAAGACCGGGGAUGCAACGUAUUACCACCACCAUCACCCCCACAGCGCGGCGGAAUACUGCAGGAAUUUCACCCCGCCGUCGGCUGUCAGCUACGGGGACAGUGGACAUUACCUCCACCGGCUGCCAGGCGCAGAGACCCUGCUGAAGCCCCCCCUCAGUCUCUUCACCCACCCGCAGCAGCCGUUUCAGCACCUCGACCCUCUGCCUCCUCUGGGACCCCCGCCCAUGGGUCCCACCCCCGGUCUGUGCCCUCCACCCCUCACCCCAGCUCCGCCUCUGGGCCCCCCCGUGACCCUGUGCCCGCCCCCAACCGCCACACACACCAUCAGACCCCCGCCGCUCACGGCUCCGCCCGGUCACACCUUAGUCCACCCACCUCCCCCCAAUAUAGCGCCCAAUCCGCAGCUGGGACCUCCGCCGAUACCUCCGCACCCUCUUGGCCCUCCACCCGUAGUAGUAGACCCCACUAAAACGAUCCCUCCUCCAAAUAUUGACAUUCGAAGUCCACCCCCGUCGUUGCGGUUCCCCCCUGCGGCCUGUCUGGAGCCCCCUCAAAUGCCCCCCACCCUGGUCCCUGCUCCGGUGCCAGUUCCAGUUCCAGGACAGGCAGCCCCCGGAGGAGAGCAGCCCCACGACGAGGCCUCUCCCCUGGGCAGCGAGGAGCAGGAGGACCCCCUGGGGCUGGAGGAGCUGUGCAAGCCGCUCUACUGUAAACUGUGCAACGUGACGCUCAACUCCACACAGCAAGCUCAGGCGCACUACCAGGGUAAGAACCACAGUAAGAAGCUGAGGAACUUCUACGCAGGCAGCCAGCAGCCUCCCGCCAUCAGGAUCACCGACGCCACGGAAACAAGCGGCCAAACGUCCAACAGCUCAGGGGCCAGUGAAGGCGACGCGACCCGACAGGCUCUGUUCAAAGGUGCAGCUCGGGUGAUCCUGGCCACAGAGAACGACUACUGUAAACUGUGCGACGCCUCGUUCAGCUCCGCGGCCGUGGCUCAGGCUCAUUACCAGGGCAAGAACCACGCCAAGAGACUGAGACUGCAGGAGGCCCACAACAACGCAAACAUCAGUGAAGGCAGCAGCGAAGUAACACCAAAGAGGAACAGGAAGGACGAGUACCGCCUUGUGAAAAACCGCCGCAGUCCUCAGCUCCCCGGCUCAGUGACAGGUCCGUACUACCACUCACGCCCGAGGCAAAGGAUCCCGCGCGACCUCGCCAUGUGCGUGACCCCUAGUGGCCAAUUCUACUGCUCCAUGUGCAACUGCGGAGCGGAGCAGGAGCCGGACUUCAGACAGCACCUGGAGAGCAAGCAGCACAAAGCCAAAGUGUCCGAGCUCCGGUACCGCAACGAGAUGGUCACCCUGGGAUACAGCUAA